Cannabis sativa is the source of this 1216-nucleotide messenger RNA. RefSeq names its product factor of DNA methylation 3. The record is from RefSeq and is a predicted model, not a curated record. Gene Ontology annotation, biological process: gene silencing by siRNA-directed DNA methylation. Bases 254 to 982 code for a protein of 242 amino acids. The transcript is spliced from 7 exons. Lineage: Eukaryota; Viridiplantae; Streptophyta; Magnoliopsida; Rosales; Cannabaceae.
UUCAUGGCGUAUGAUUUCUUUGCUAUUGUAGCUAACCUUUUCAUUUCUUGGCGUUCAGAGUUAUUUUCUUUCUGACUGUUUGGUCGUUCAGACAGUAGAAAGAAACCACAAUAUCAAUAAAAUGGGUUUUUUUUUUAUUGUUUUGUUAACUUCUUUUUUCUCUGCAUCCAAACAUAAAUGUAGGAAUCUUACUUCUCACGGGCCAUGUAUUUGAACUGUUUUAUGCAAUAUUUAUUACCAUUUGUGAGUUAAUAUGGAGAAUGAUAAUAUGGAGGAGUGGGAGAGUGCAUACUAUCUGUCUAAGAAAUUGUCCAGGUUGUAUGAAGCAAAUUGUGAAGAAAAGAAGAAGGUGCAAGAUAUUUCAAAGGAAAAUGCAAAGUUGAAGCAGAGGAUUAAGGAUUUGGAAAAUGAACUGAAGGGAAAACAGAAAAGGAACAAGGUAGUUGUCAAAGAAGGACCUGAGGCUGACAAAAAGCUUAUCGGUGUUCGUAUUGCAAAUGAGAAUAAAAGUGAGCAUGAGUUGAAUGUAAUAAGAACGCUCUUCAUUAAGUACUUUGAAAGUGUUUUGCCUUCUGGUCAUUUCGGUGUUAAGAGAAUUGGUGAACUGGACUACAAACCAUUCGAUGAAGCAAUGAAAUUCCCCAAGGACAACCAGAAUGAAGCUCUUAAGAAAUGGAAGUUAUGGAGAAAAUGCCUUAGAGAUCCACUCUGGAAACCUUUCAAAGUUGUCAACAUCCAAGGGAAACCUACGAAAAUUGUUGAUGAGAAUGAUAAUAAGCUGAAAAGACUGAAGGUGGAACUGGGGGAAAAUAUUAACAAGGCGGUCAAAACUGCAUUAACUGAGAUGAGUGAGUAUAAGUACCCUGGUGGUCGUUUUAUAAUAACAGAGCUAUGGAAUUUUGAGAAGAAUUGCAAAGCUAGUUUGACUGAGGUGGUUGAGUUUAUGAUCAAUCGUUACACACCUUUAGGACCACCAAGGUGAAUAAUUCAUCAUCAAUGCUUUUGCCACUGCCUUGAAACUUCUUUAGCAACAAGAUAAUUUUGUCAAUGGUGAAUGGUUUGGACUAACAAUUUUCAUGUGUAUAGAUAUAUUUUGGGAAGUAUCUUUUAUCUUUAUGUUCUUGCUUUUGUUUUGUGAUCUUAGUGUUACCAGAUGAUAGGCUGGUCAAUAUUAUGCUUUUUUUUUAGUUAAAAUGGACUUUGAUUUUCAUCUUCA